Molecule: messenger RNA, 15259 nt
Organism: Cydia pomonella (codling moth)
Lineage: Eukaryota; Metazoa; Arthropoda; Insecta; Lepidoptera; Tortricidae
Gene: Lrp4
Product: low-density lipoprotein receptor-related protein 4
Exons: 35
Coding region: 1982-7690 (1902 amino acids)
Molecular function (GO): protein binding; calcium ion binding
Source: RefSeq, a predicted model, not a curated record
UUACCACUGGUAACAACUUGGUGGUAACGAGUGGGAAUAACCCAGUUUAUUAGGUCGAUUCGAUGCCUGCCAUGGAGUGAUUGUUGCACCCAGGUUUGUAGUAUUUGUUUCGGUUCUGUGACUUCUUAAUUUUUUUGUUUGGUUUUGUCUUUUAAGUUGAGUGGAAUGAAUUUGUGAUCAGCGUCAGUGACGGCCUGGUGAAUUAGAGAAUGAGAGAAUCGAUUGUGAAAGAACUUUCUUAGAAAGAUUACCUGUUUGUUGUGGAAAUUUUUAAUGUCUAUUAAUCCCUGCCGCCUUCUGCUUUCGGUAGUGUCUGUCUCUGGGUGCAUCUCCUCGGAUGAUGUUUUCGGUAUUUGGUCAUUAAGGUGUUGGUCAUUUUUUUCAGGUUAGAGAAAUCGGUUUGGGAACACUGCAUUUCACCAAAAGAGUAGGUAAGUAUUGGUAUAGCGUAUGUGUUAAUAGCCUUAAUUGGGUUGCGUGCAUUAAGUUGAGUACUUACUCAGUUAAAAUUUUAUGACGCCUGGCCGUACUUUUUCUGUUUCAGUGCAAUUCUAGUAGUUUUAUGAUGACUUUAUUAUUAUUACUUCUUCGAAACCAUUAAUUUUCGCUGAGCAUACGUGGGGUUUAAAAGGGUUGCUUUUAAGGUCCAUCUAUCAUUGGCCUACGUUUGACCAUGACACCACAUAUAUCAAGUCUUUAUUACUCCAUACCUACUUAACUAUAUAUAUAAUAUAAUAUGUAUUGAAUGUAAUAUGUAAAUUAAUAAUAAAGAAAACAGACACAAGAUAACAAACACCAGCACACACACCACCACAUUUCAGUAGUCUGUACCCACUCGACAACGAUGUUUUCAUUUAAAUUAUCAGUAGCUUGUUGCAAUGAUCCAUACGAUAACUAGGUAGGUAUACCUAUAUUUCCUAAUCUACAGUUACAAAAUGACAACAUACAUUCAAAAAACGUUUUCAUACGUAUCUAACUCACAAAUACAGUACAAAAAUUGCGACUUCUAUUUCUAUCUAGGGUUAUUUCGAGUGCCCUAUACAAAACGAAUGCAGCAGAGCACUGAAAGAGAGUUCUAUAGCGGAGAAAGGUAUUAAGGUCCAUUCAUCGAUGGAAGCGCAGACUGCACGGGGUCCGUGGAGAGGGGGUCGAGGUUCCAGCUCACCUAUAGUAGCUACCCUAGUCAAGUGUUGCCAGGCGUACGGUAAUUAUCGUACAUUUACGAUAAUUUGGACUCCGGUACGAUGUACGUUACAAAGAACAUUCUCUUACGCAAAAGUACGGUGAUUUGAGCCCUUAGAUGAUACCUCUAAAAGUCUAGUAUUUGAAGCAAAAUAUGACACUUUUACUCAGAAUAGGCUAAAAUUAGAACCUUUUGGGUGUUUGGCUCCUUGGUAAGUCAAAAAUGUCGAAAUUUCCUGUAAACCGUUUGGAUCUAUCACAAAAAUACAUAAAUAUAAAAGUGAUUUUUGCGCAAUUUACUCGGCAAAUUGUAUUAUCUUUUUUGUAUUUAAGUUUAUUUUGCAAUAAAUUUUUGGGGUACUGCCUUUUUGAUAAGCGUACGAUAUUGUUUUCAACGGUACGAAAAUUUUGACACACGAAUACUAUAAUUCUCGUCCGCUCACGUGACAACACUGCCCUAGUCGCGGCAGUUGCGCGAGAACGACACUGCCGAUAAGGCGCCCGUGCUUUUUGCUUAACUCCUAUUAACAAAAAUAUAAAGACAAGGACUAUAGAAGAAAAUUUGUGGACUGUUUCUAAUGCUUGUGAAAUAAUCUUUUCCUGAGACUAUUGUGUGGCCAGUGUCUUGGCUAUAUGUGGUGUUUUAGUGCAUCUCCUGUCCUAACCGCAAUAAAAGGCAGAUAAUGCUUCAUCACUAAUUGCGUAAAGAUCAGCGUGAAAGGAGAGAUGGUCAGGGUGCGAAGGCGCACCGCCGCGCGAGUGACUUAGGCGAUGCACCGUCCCCAGCACUGACAACACCAUGCCAGCGCCGCUAGCCGCAUACUUAACACUCCUCACCGUCGUAUGGCUUUGUGCAAUCGCGGAUGAGAUCCCCUCGGCGGCGGUUCCGCGGUCCACCAACACCACGUCGGUACCUGCGGACCCGCGGUCGCCAGUAGGCCGUGUGCCGCCGUACCAGCCACCGGUUGGGGCCGGACCUGUGCCUGGCUAUCGGCCCCAUAACCCGUAUACACGGGUGGAACCAUGGCACCAACGACCAUGGAUAUUCGAUAGAAACGCGGACAUCAUAGCGGAAGACAUUGAUCACGAGGAAGACGAUGGCGGCUGUAACGUUCCGUGUCCUAAGGAAAACUUUUCCUGCCAGAUCUCAUGCACCUGCAUUACAAUGGAGAAGCGAUGCGACGGCGUCGCGGACUGCGCCGAGGCGGAGGACGAGGCGGGCUGCACGCGCUCCUGCGAGGAGCAUGAGAACCGAACCCUCUGCCACACCACCAACAUCUGCAUCGCCGUCGAGUGGCUCUGCGACGGCGAUAACGACUGCGGAGAUUUCUCUGACGAGACACACUGUGGUGGCACAGGCAACUGCACGGCAGACCAAUUCACAUGCACCAACGGCCUGUGCAUCCACAAAGACUGGCUAUGCGACGGCGACGACGAUUGUCGCGACAACUCUGACGAAACCGACUGCACCAAAGACAAGUGCAGAGAAAAUCAAUUUACGUGUGCCACCGGUGAGUGCAUACCAUCACACUGGCGUUGUGAUAAGGAGGCUGACUGCCCUGAAAAUUCCGACGAGAUCGACUGCCCAUUAGACUUGAUACGCUGUGCGGAGGCAGAAUUUCAAUGCGACAACAAGAAAUGCAUUCGCAAAGACUUCCAAUGUGACGGCGACAACGACUGCGGCGACUGGACCGACGAGGACUUCUGCCCGAUGAUGCCCGGUAGCUGCAAUGCUGGCGAAUUUAAGUGUAGCGACGGCAAAUGCAUCCCAGAGCGAUGGCGCUGCGACACCGAGCGCGACUGCUCGGAUGGCGGCGACGAGCUCAACUGCGAACACGGGAUGCGGAACUGCACCACCGACGAAUACACCUGCGCUGAUAGGCGAUGCAUAUUGAAAACAUGGCUUUGUGAUGGCGUCCGUGACUGCUCAAAUGGUGAAGACGAAAUGCAUUGUCAAGUAUUUUGUGAAGAAGACCAGUACACGUGCGCGACUCAGGAUCAUCUGAUCAGCAGCGCGUUUAGGAACUGCGUGAAUAGAAAACAUGUGUGCGACGGAAUGAAGGACUGCCCUAAAGGUGAUGACGAGGAAAAAUGUCCAAACAAGAGGAAGUGCAGUCCAGAAGAUAAAUGCGAGAAGCAAUGUAUCACUACUUAUGAUGGACUCCCGGCGUGUGCUUGUCCUUUGGGUUUCUCAUUGGCAGAUGAUGGUUUUAGUUGUCGCGACAUAGACGAAUGCAUGUAUGAGCAAGAUCCAGUCUGCUCCCAAACAUGUUCUAAUACGAUGGGUAGUUUCCAAUGUGGAUGUAUGACAGGAUAUGUCCUUCGUCCUGAUGCUAGAUCUUGCAAACCUACGGGAGAGUCGCCAACUCUGCUGUUUUCGAAUCGCAUCGGAAUUAAACAGGUUUGGCUCACUGGCGAUAACUACAUGUCUGUUGUAAAAGGACUUCAUAAUGCGGUAGCAUUGGACUAUCACUACGAAAAACAGCUAGUCUUUUGGACUGAAAACAAUCUGCGAGUCAUUCGUGUGGCACAAAUGAACAACAAUAACAUUACAGAUGUUAUAAGGUGGGGUUUGGAAACACCAGGUGGUGUGGCAAUAGAUUGGAUCCAUGAUUUAAUUUUUUGGACAGACUCUGGAACCAGACGUGUUGAAGUAGCUACUUUAGAAGGUCUCCAUAGGGCGGUAAUAGCAGCCAAUGAUUUGGAUAAACCGAGGGCUAUAGCUGUUCAUCCCGGAGAUGCUUUGGUGUUUUGGACCGAUUGGGGUCCUAAUCCAAAAAUCGAGCGAGCUGAUAUGGACGGCAACAAUCGCAAAAGUGUCAUUGUAAGUGAGAUAUUCUGGCCCAAUGGCCUGACUAUUGACUACAUUGAAUCUAAGAUUUACUGGGCGGACGCAAAGCACCAUGUUAUAGAGAGUGCAUCUUUCGAUGGAAGAAAUCGAAGACGGAUCACGAAUAAAGGAUUGCCCCAUCCAUUCGCAUUGACAAUGUUUGAAGACGCAAUUUAUUGGACCGAUUGGCAUACGAAGAGUAUAUCAACUGUCAAUAAGAGGACUGGAAUGGGAAUACAAACUGUCCAUGCUGGAUUACAUGCUCCUAUAGAUAUUCACAGUUAUCACCCGUUGCGCCAACUGAGGACGUAUAAGAACCGUUGCGGUGGAAAUAAUGGCGGAUGCUCACAUCUAUGCCUUCCUAACAGCAAUGGCUACUCCUGCCGAUGUCCUGUUGGCUUUAAUUUGAAUUCUGGCGGACGAACAUGCGAUGAAUCUCCGGAAAAACUUUUACUGUAUGCCCAAAGGAAAGAUAUUAGACUAAAACAAUUAUACCCACGCAAGCAAAUGGAUUCCUUAGACAUGGUGAUACCGGUGGACCAUAUCAAAUCGGCCAUGGCUUUGGACUGGGACCAUAACAGCAAUUCAAUAUUCUGGACCGAUGUUGAAAAAGAUACCAUCAAUCGAGCUUAUUUGGAUGGGUCCAAUCAGACGGUUGUUGUAGGGUCUAAUCUAAUUUCUCCUGCUGGCUUGGCAUAUGACUGGUUAACUGACAAGUUAUACUGGACUGACGCUGGAACUAACAGAAUUGAGGUGGCCAAUGCUAAUGGCAGCAUGAGAACCCUAUUAGCCUGGAAAAAUAUUGACAAGCCCAGAGAUAUUGUAUUAAAUCCUAAAGGAGGGGUGAUGUAUUGGUCGGAUUGGGGUCUGAGCCCCUGCAUUGAACGGGCGGACAUGGAUGGCGGAAACAGGAAACGUAUCAUCACCGGUGACAUGGUUUGGCCCAAUGGUUUAGCCCUAGACCUUGAUCGACAGCGUAUUUACUGGACAGAUGGAGGCAAUAAAACUAUCCAGUAUGCCCGUUUAGAUGGCACUGGAAGAACUAUUUUGAUAGGUCAGGACCUUUCACAUCCGUUCGGCCUGGACUUAUAUGGGGAUGAAGUGUUUUGGACAGAUUGGGAUACACAAUCCAUACAAGCUGCUAAUAAGGACACUGGAAACAACAGAAGAACCCUUGGAUCUGGUGUUGCUGGUAUUAUGGACGUCAGGGUUUUCCACAAGGAAAGGAUCAGUGAAGCUAAUCAGGCACCAAAAAACAAUGGAGGCUGUUCUCAUUUAUGCUUGCUAAAGCCAAGAGGCCGUUCAUGUGCUUGUCCCAUUGGAAUAAAAUUAAGCAAGGACGGUAAAACCUGCACGGACGGUCCUAUAAACUUUCUAAUCUUCGCCCAUCGCACCGAUAUUCGCGUGAUUUCGCUGGACGUGCCCUACCAAAUAGACGUUGUGUUGCCCCUGCCGCCACUAAAGAACGCCCUUGGAGUUGAUGUUGACCAAAAGACGGGUCUUAUAUACUGGACUGACACCGCUGAGAGGAAAAUUCAACGCUCUAAUAAAGUUGGUGAAAAUAUCGAAACAAUAAUUGGCAAAGGUCUUCAUACUGCAGAUGGUAUCGCGAUUGAUUCAAGCGGGAGGAAGAUUUAUUGGACUGACGGCGGCCGUAAUAGUUUAGAGGUCGCUGAAUUAGAUGGAAGCAAUCGAAAAGUUUUAGUGUGGACUGGGCUAGAUUCUCCAAGAGCUAUUGCUUUACACUAUAAUCUGGGUUACAUGUUUUGGUCGGACUGGGGCACUUCAGCUAAAAUUGAAAGGGCCGAUAUGGAUGGCAAAAACAGGCGUGUUAUUGUCGAUAACGACAUUAAAUGGCCAAAUGGUUUAGCCGUUGAUCGUGUCGAGGGUCGUCUCUAUUGGAAUGACGCGAAAGUAUAUACCAUUCAGACCUCAGACUUCAGUGGUAACGACCGACGUACCAUUCUGCAUAAAGUCCAAUAUCCCUACGGUAUCGUCAUCGUGGGUCCAUAUAUCUAUUGGACGGACUGGAAAACAGAAGCAUUGCACAGAGCCAACAAGACGAAUGGGAAUGAUUCGAUAAUUAUUAGGGAGAACUUGAAAGGUCUUAUGGAUAUUCGAGCAGUUCAGAGUGAACACCUCGCGAAAAAUUCAUGCGGUCCUAACAACGGGGGUUGCUCCCAUUUGUGCCUCCGUUCACCGGAAGGAUAUUCCUGCGCUUGUCCAACUGGUAUCUUAUUUGAAAAUCAAACGGAACAACACCCAAAGAAGUGUAAGAAACAUCCAGAUAAUUUUCUUGUGUUCGCGACAAGAGGAAGCGUAGCGUUUAUAUCGUUGGACACUCCAGAACAGUGGGACGUCACCCUUCCAGUCACUGAAGUUCAGAAUUCUAUUGCAGUUGAUUUUCACUGGGACAUGAAAUUAAUAUAUUUUACUGAUGUAGAAAAGAACGUAAUAAGAUCUAUUAACAUGCUGAACAUGAGCGAUACAAAAGUAGUAGUGAAGAAUAGAUUGGAUACUCCAAAUGGCCUAGGUGUCGACUGGAUAGCGGACAAUAUUUACUGGUCGGACAAUGAGUAUAAGGUGAUCGAGGUAUCACGAUUGGAUGGAUCAUGCCGAAAAGUCUUGAUGAAUGGCCUCACAGAACCAAGAGCGAUAGCGUUAUUCCCCGCUAAAGGGUACUUGUACUGGAGCGACUGGGGCGAACACCCUAGCAUUCAACGAGCGUACUUAGAUGGAAGCCAGAGAACAGUAAUCGUAAAUAAAGACCUAGGCUUUCCUAACGGUAUAACAAUAGAUUUUAGAGACAGACGAUUGUACUGGACAGACGCUUUAAAGGACAGAAUCGACACAUCAGAUUUGCACGGUAACCACAGAGUACAGCUGAUACCCGAUGCUAAACACCCCUUUGGCAUGACACAGUUCAACGACUACAUCUUCUGGACAGACUGGUUUAAAAAAUCCGUAAUGCGAGCCGACAAGAAGACAGGAAAGAAUAUCACAGCGGUGCGAACUGACCUGGAAAUGGCGAUGGAGAUAAAAGCCGUGACUUCGGAGAAACAGCGUGGAUGGAACCCGUGCAAGGAGAGCAAUGGCGGUUGCUCGCACUUAUGUCUUUUCAAAGGACAUGAUUACAUCUGCGCCUGUCCAGAUGAAGCCGACUCAAGGCCCUGUGACACAAUUCCAAAUCCCAAGGUCGACAUUAGUCUGCGUCCACCAUAUCCCGACUACGAAAUAGAUCUGGAGAACCUCGACAAACGCCCCCCAACGCCCACUCAAAUCCCUGACACGAGUAUUAUGAGCAUCUUGCUGGUUAUUGUCGGCGUUCUGGUUUUCAUCAUUUUGGCUAUAAUUGUCCUGGCAAUUGUUUGCGUAAAAAUAAAACGCGAGCACGGCGGAGAACUGAAGGAGAACUACCGAGAAUCAAGCGGUCACAUCUCCUUCCACAACCCGAACUACAACUGCACCACCGGCGGCGGCCCCGACUCCACUGAGCGCAGACCUAAUCGAUUCCAAGGCAUCUUCAAAUAUGACAAAAGCCAGGAGCGCGUUACAAACGUGUACAUCCCGGAGGGAACCAGCUUGCUCCCGCCGCCGCCGCUACCGCCGCACCGCCAGCCGCCACGGCCCGCUACACACGACGACUUUGAGCCCGUCACGCUGCACUCCUUCGCCUAAUGCGAAUAGGAUAUUAAUGUGUAUUUCAUACUGUAGAGCAAGAACAACAAGCGAACGGAGGUGAAAAUUGAACACAAAGCGAUAUAUGAUUUUAUAUUUGGCAGUGGACUAUAGGUACAGUCGCUCUUAGAUAUAUCGGAGCGGCCAAGGUGCUCAAAAAUAUCUAAACACGUACUCUAACGCCUCGUUCAUCAGAUAUUUGUGAGCACUUUGGCCGUUCCGAUAUUGGCGACUGUACCUAUAGCAUUAGCCCACUACUGUAAAAAGUACUCAUAUGGUCUCUGAUAAAUAGGUCGUCAUAGAAUAUUGCACCAGAAGCGAUAUUCGACUGGAUAUGUUGUUAUGUACCUACAUAUCUACGAAGAAUUUCGUAUUAUGUAUUUUUGAAAACGAUACCAAUUAACCUUUACUUUAUCCAAAAAAUUACGUUGCUUUCUCCACGAAGUCUAAGUCUCAUCGUUUAUUUUCGUGUUCUUAAACUCUUGUUCGUGUCUGUUCAUCUCCGUCUCCUCCUUUAGGUAGUAUCUUUAAAGAUGUCCUGUUCUCCAAUAGACCUAUAAAUAAGAAAACUGAACUCAAUAAUCUUAACAAAAGUUAUUAAAUGAAAGGAUUUACAUCGAGCUCGUAUAAAAGCUAUACGGAUGAUAUCAGAGAAAUUUGAAUACCAAUACAGAUUAGAUGCACUUACUCGGCCAUAUUUAUUUAAUCGUAUGGCUUAAAUACAAGAAUAGGCAAUUCAUUAUAUUAACAUUAUUUGUUAGUUUUUUAAACGUCAACAUUCAGUGCUGAUCCAAGCAGCUGCGUCAAGUGUGAGAUGCAGCAGAUCUUCUGGUGGCCCUUUGUAUGGACACAGGGGGCAGCGCUGGAUAAUGUGUUCCAUGGUCUGGUCUUCUUCGCCGCAAUCACACAGAUCUCACUUGUGCAAAAAGUAGUUGCAUCGACCGUGACUAGGACUUGCAAUCGGAUAUCCGGAUAACCGUUUUAUCCGGAUAUGCGUUCACUUUUACUAUCCGGAUACUUACUAAGUUGAUGUCCGGAUAAAACGAAUACUUCGAAUACCAUUUAUGACAAAAAAUAUCGUUACAUUUUUUAAGAAAACAAUUUGAAAAACGUUGAAAGUCAGAUUGAAAACGACGUUUUCGGUUGAGUUUUUUAUUUGAGUACAUUUUAACGUUAUAAAACCUGUUUAAUUAAAUUUUACUCCUUUAUUGUCACUACUCCCUAAUUUUCUUUAAUAUUCGAGGAUAAUCUUAUGCAUAUCGCCUUAUUAUAGCUCCAUAAAAGUAACUUUCAUUAUUGGUAGCGUACGAAUAUUUUUUUAAUAAAAUGCUAACAAAACUAAAACUCUUGUAUGGAUUCAGCGGAGGAGAACAUCGAUAAAUAUUGAACUGCAGAAGUAGUUUAGCAGAUAUGAUAAGGAAGUGGCACAGAAUAGGGCUGAGUGGUGUUUGUCAGAGGCCAAGAUCCUUUUUGGGUCACUGAACCAGUGAAUUAGUAGUGAAGCAUUUUGCUUUUGAAUAAAUCUGCAAUGAAAAGCUUGAUUGACCUUAAAUUAAAUGUAAUAUCUCAACAAGAAGAGACUGUUUUAACAGUUAGAAGAAGUAUUCGAUUCUCUAAUCGAUAGUAGUCAAAUUUACAUGAAAUAAAGGCAAAUAUCUCUUGAACAACUGAAGUCAUUUAGUAAAAAAAAAAAUUCGCAGCGCACAUAACUAAUAUUAAUCAGAGCAUUGUAGAAUCGCUAUAACCCAUAAUCUGUUACAAAUACAAUUUGUGUCACCAGUUCGGAAAACCAUCUAAUCAAGUAAUUAAAGCUUAUGUAAUAUCAUUAGCAAUUUUUUUAAAAUUGUAACGUCCCAACUCAACACAAUAAUUCAUAAUAGCAUAACUCUAACCUAACCUAAAGGUUACCAACAGUAUGUUUGCACAUCAUCUUCAAAGGACAUUUUACAACGUUUAUUUUACGUGCGUCGUCGUCGCGCCUAAGGAAUCAAAUGUUGUUUGUAUACAUACCAUAAUAAUAACCUACUUAGACAAAAUCUUAUGCAAAUAAAACGUUCUCAUAAAGAUUAAUUCCCGAAGGUUAAUUUUCACAGUAAAGCAUCAGUAAAAAGUUAUUUCCAAGUGAAAUUCGGAAAAAAAAUCUGCGAAAAGGUAGGCCGCCUAAAAAUACCUUAACACUUGCUGUUACACAGACUUAUAUACGUUACACUUUUCAUAAAGUUCGUGUGAGUUUUAUUAAAUAAAAAGUAAAUAUUUGAAUUAUCCGUUUUGUCCGGAUAUCCGGAUAGUAAAAUAACAAGUAUUCGAAAUAUCCGGAUACAAAAAUGGGCGGAUAAUUGCAAGCCCUAGCCGUGACCCGUUCUGAGUCUAUUAAGCCGACACCAAUGUUUUCUCGGGACGUCAAACCCUGGGAGUCGACGUGUAGCGGCGAUGAUUUCACUUGACAACGCGUAUUGCUUUAAGACGGUGCACGACAUACCAAUGAAUCGAAGUGUUCGAAUCUCAACGUACUUUACUUGUAAACUUAUGGUUAAGUAGUUCAUUAAAGUUGUUUGUUAUGAACUUAUCAUCGAACUCUAUACGCUUUCAGUAUUUGAACUGCGUGUCUGGACAGUUGCAAUUUAACUAGGCGAUGUUUGUGUGGAACUGUGGAUUGCUCAUAAGGUUAUUGCUUUAAUUAUUUAUGACUGAAUAAACGAUUUGCGGUAGGAUAUGAUCUGGGUUUUGUUAACUGGUGAGAUAACAACAAUAUCUUUGGUUUUGUGAAGAAUGGCGAUAUGUGAACUCUUUAAUGCUGCCGUUUCAACGGCAGUGUUUUAGGUUUAGAUUAAAUACAUAAAUAAACAAGUAAAGAAAUCCAAUAUCGUAAUAUGGCGGCACAAAAUAUCCUAAAGAAGUCAAAUACCGUUCGGGUGGUUAAUUUAGAUCCAUAUUUUAACGGGAUUUAAAUUCUAAUGGUGUACCUAUAUAGGUACCUGCUGUAUGAAGAUACUUGUCAAUCGCAGCCUCUGAAAAUUAAAAAAAAAAACAACAAUUAUAUAAGCUUACUUAUUUAAUAAAUUCAUGUUACUUGUAUGGAAGCCAUCAGACUUUUUUUUAGUUAGUUCUAGUUUGUGAUUGACUGACGGUUUUAAGAAUUGAUUUUCAACGUUACCCGUGAUGAGCCGUACCUAAUAAAAUGAUAGUAUGAUAUGUACCUAACCUUAUCGUUUGUCAUAAUAAUAAAACUAUACAUAUGGUACCUACUUCUUGGCUUUGACCCUUAAGAGACAUUCAUUACCAGCCUAUGAUGCGGUACAAAACCCCCCGAAAUUAAUAACAAUUAUUUACAUAACAUAAGUAGGUACUCGUACAACAUUCCAAAAUCACCAAAUGUGCUAUUCAUUCUUUUUGCCAAUUUUCAAACAGCAUUCAAGAGGUUGUCCAGGCGGUUAUCUCAGUCACGGCGCCUCCGGGAAGGCAACUCUGUUGCGCAUAAUAGGUACCUACCUAAAUACUUCCCCACUGGCUACGAAAUGCUUAUUUAUUAAAGAGUUAUUUCCACAUCAAGAUCGUCAGAGUUCCUCUGUACCCCAGUUACUUAAACUUAGUAAUAAUCGUUAACUGAGUUCCUCUAAGUUUUAUAUUUCGGCUUUUUAGAGCCUGCUCACUUGAUUACCCUGCCUCUCAUAAAUCCCGUAUCCUGCUUAUCUUUAUCACAAACUAGUUUACGUACCUGUACUACGUUAAUCUUCGUUCGCUUUCAAGUCAACAGUUUAAAUUAAGGUAAUUCAAAGUUAUUCCGUCAAAUAUAUUACAUAUAGUAUAAGAAAAAUAACAUCCUUUUAGUAAGUAAAUAAAAGAUAAACAUAUUGUUAUAAUUUACAAAUAGGAAUAAUUAAGUAAGUGUUUAGAGUAUGAACUACUUACAGGCCAAAGGCCUUAUUUGUACAUAAAUUAUUGAUACACGAAUACCUACUUAAAGUGUAGGAAAUACUAGUGAUAAUCAUUAUUAAUAAAUAUGAAAUAUAAGGAUAAAUUCGUCCUUUCCUCUAUUUUGAUAACACGUUUGGUAAUCUCAUUCUUAUACAUGUCGGACACUUCAAUAUAACAUAAUUAUGUCUAAUUUAUGAACUAAACAUACUUAUCGCGAUGGAUUCUAUUAAAACAUUUAACAUAAAAACUAUUCUCGUAAAGAGUCUUUAAAGCUCCUUAAGAGUUAUCGAUGAUAAUGGUUGUAGUUUCCUCGAGAACGUUUGCUUUUACGGAACGAUACAACUGAAGGGUGAAAAUUGUAUAAAGAGGACACCUAGAUAUUUGUAUUAUUUUGUACAAGUUUCUAAUCUCCUACAUAUACAUGUAUCCUUGGGGCGGGUGUUAGUACCUAUGUACUAGCUUAUUAUGCACCCAUCUACUUUAGGCACGGAUAGCUGUUUGUACAGAUUUAGGAAUUGGUAUUGACAGCAAGCCUAUACACAUAUAUGUGACUUUGUAACACUAUGAAUAUAUUAAAUUGUUAAACUUAGGUAUAUAUUAUUCUAAAUAUUUUCAGUUUAAUAUUUUUAAACAAAAAAGGUGUUAAAUAUGUUAUAGAGAUAAAUUUCACCAAAAUAAAUAUGGUGACAAUAAUAUAUCAAUGUAAAUAAUUAGUUUUAAUCAUGAAAUUGUAACGUAUGUUACAUUACAUUGUAAAUAACAGAUAUUUUUUUUUAGUUUACGGGAUACUAGGUUAUGUUAGCAUGGCGCUGUUCCGGCUACUACUCGACAUUCUACUGUAAACAACCCUUCGGAGGAAUGUAAUCUAAUUUUUGAUAAAUAAUUUGUUCAAUUUCCUGAUUUUUUGCCUAUCUGCAAAAUGGAACAUAACUAUUAUAUCCAAAUGUCAAUUCAAAAUCUAGUUUGGUAAUUAAUAAGAAACUGCUGCGCGAUAUCCAAUCCUGUUUUUGACAUACUUAAGACAAAUUUUACCCGGACAGGCCGCUUUCGUAGUAGGUACUUAAUAUCUUCACGUCCAACAUAGGUCGCAGUUUCUUAAGACAAAGUCAAAAUCAGUGUGUGUUGAUAGUAAUGACAAACGGCACCCCAAUGUGAUCGCUCAUAAUUUAGCUGCAUAGGAGCUCAAUACUGCGUACCUACUCAAAGGACAAAAAAGCUCGCAAUUAAAAAUAAGAUCUGUGUGGGGCGAAUUUUGAAUUUUGAGCGCUCGAUUUCGUCACCUGAAAGUCUGUGGAAAACGGCGAAAUGCUAUUUUUGAAAUACGAGCAAUAUAAAUUGGGAAUCUAGUGGUAUGGCCCACUCGUUUUCAAUUCUAUUAUUAGAAUUUAAAUGCCUAGUAGUGCAGAUAUUAUUAAAGGGAGACCACGAAAUCGAGCGAUCGUAAUUCAGAAAUCGCCCCCCAGGCGGAUAAUUAAGGUUGUCACCGAUCCAGAGUUGUCAGAGUUAAAAAUGCAGCGCCGAAGUGCCCCAAGGUGACAAUUAAAACACCAAAACCUAGUUAAAAUAUCACAGCUAAAACAUUGUAUUUCGGGAAUCUAAUAUUGUUCCUCUAAUCAGGUAAAUCAGAUGAACGAAUCAAAUGUGUGUUUAUUGCUUUUUUUUAAUUGUGCAUUUACAUCGUGUCCUCGCGAAAAAAUGCACACAAAGUUUCACAGGGUGUUUUAAUCUAAGGUAGGAUAAGGAUGGUAAUUAAAUGAACAGAUGUCCGUCUAGCGUGACGUGCAUUCUCGCGCGCGACUCCAUACCUAUUUGAAGUCUCGCCAGAUGUAUGGAGUCGCGCACGAGAACGCAAGUCAUGCUAGCCGGUAUGGUGUCAGAGGCAAAAUAAAAUAACGAAGUUCUUUGACAUAAAUGCGAGUUGAUGCUUUUACGUUUUUAUAAAUACAAUUGUUAAAUAUGUUUAUGUAUACAUUUUCGUAUCUCAUGUUAUAAGUAAGUGAAGCAGCUAAUUAAAUACAUUACAAUACAAUAUACCUAUUCGAAAUAAUAAUUGUUCAUGAGAAGACAUCUCGUUGCAAUAAGGUACAUCGAUGGUCAUGUUAAGGUACAGACAGCACCAGAAGUAGGUAGCAGAAGAAAUGCUCUAAGUACUCUAAGUAAGUACCUAAUAUCUACUCUGUACAAAACUUUAAUUACUUAGUUAAUAGUUUUUUUUUUUGUUUUAUAAGGAGGCAAAGUUGGUGUUUAACUCCUUUCACUGUCUAUUAAAAUAUAUUUUAAAUAUAUUUUCGAAAAGUUGAAUCUUGAGCGUUGCGAGGGUCUCAAGGAACGAGAGUUAACAAACGUUGCUACCGUUUGAAACACAAAAUUGGACCGUUCAAAAUCAUCACUAAACUUAAAAGUCAAUUCCACCAGUCAACAUCAGGAAACAAACAUUUGCAUCAAACUACUUUGCCACUCUUAUGGAUAAAAUGCAACUCCAACCACAUCAUUUUUGAAGAAUAAAGACAGCUGUUAUGAGCUGGUGUGGUGAAAAAUAAUUGUGAGCACCCUUUGACAGCCACUUCUACUGUUGCUGACUGUACAACCUGUCACGCCGUUACUUUUGUGAUAGUUAGGUUUAUUAAUGAACGAUACAUUCCGCCCCCGACUGUUUGUUAGGAAUUUAAGUGAAUAUAUUAACACCAUUUUUAAAUAUUUAUUAAGAUCAAAAUAAUAUGAAAAAGCCGUGUCGCAAAUUUGAUUUAUAUUUAAAAACGGGAGCUUAGCUCCUUAUAUGGAAUAUCAGUUAUAAAUUUAAUUGGACAUUCAGCAUACUCAGGUUUAACACAUUCGCUACGAUUUUGGAGCGGUACGCCGGUAGCCAAUCCCAGCGUUUUCCCGCUUUGUAGAGGAAAGCGACUACGAACAGAAAACCCGACGAGCGGGUUCCCGGUAUUCAAUGUGUUAAGCUCAACACAAGCUAUGUAAAUGAUUAACGUUCCCAUGUAUGGAACUCUUUGAAAUGAAAACCACAUCUGUGGGUUGACAUAAACAAUACAAACUUUAAAACUUUCAAAUAUGUUGAUGCCGAUUAUAUAGGUUAUUGAUUUUGUGCUUGUUACUCAGAUGAUUUUUUAUGUAGCUGUUAAGGGAAAGAGUUAAAUAAUACCUAUAAGAGUGCUGUGAUACCAGAUGCUUUGAAAGCUAUAGGAUGGAGAACUAGAGACGGCAGUUACUUUAUUAUUAAAUAUUAAAUAUUUGAAUGUUUACUUCACCGUAAGACUAGGCCAUGUGAGUGAACAGAUAAGUUGAACGCUCAGGUUGCGUAGCCAACAUGCCAAUCGUUUACGCUCCAUAGCGAACGGAACGCAACUGUCACUGUCGCACUAAUAUGAUAUUGUGAUAUGGUAGAGCGAUAGAGAGAGAUGACUACACUACGCUACGGAGCGUUAACGAUUGGCAUGUUGGCUACGCACCCAAGGCUGAUGUAAACGUAUUUCGUUGUCCCGACACUGUUUGUGCCAAAAUUCAGUAUUAUGUUUGUCGAUUUGGCCAAAUUCAUGUCUAGGUUUAAUAUUAGGUAAAGAUUAAUACGGCUUGGGCCCCAGUGCCUCCUGGGUCCAAAGUCGUCAGAUUUAUUAUAUUGAACAUUAAAAAUAGAAUUUAUUCGAA